Molecule: messenger RNA, 7403 nt
Organism: Mus pahari (shrew mouse)
Lineage: Eukaryota; Metazoa; Chordata; Mammalia; Rodentia; Muridae
Gene: Ankrd44
Product: ankyrin repeat domain 44
Exons: 28
Coding region: 222-3446 (1074 amino acids)
Cellular component (GO): cytoplasm
Molecular function (GO): protein binding
Source: RefSeq, a predicted model, not a curated record
GGCACUUCCUGUAUAAAGGCGGGCGGGCCGGGCUGCGACUCCCGCGAGCCGGGGCUGGGCACUGGGAGGCAGGCGGCGGCGGCCGAGCGGUGGCGGGGCUGUCACCUUCGCGAGCCCGGCUCCUGGAGCUUUCCCCGGCCGUCCCUUCCGUUUCCCUGGGCUCCCGGCGUUGACAUCUGCGGAGCGGAGAGCUGUAUGUGCGCGCGCGCGGGAAAGGAAGAAUGGCAGUGCUCAAACUCUGCGACCAGCCACCACUGGUCCAGGCAAUCUUCAGUGGCGACCCAGAGGAGAUUCGCAUGCUCAUCCAUAAGACUGAAGACGUGAAUGCACUGGAUUCUGAGAAACGAACCCCGCUUCAUGUGGCUGCAUUCCUGGGAGAUGCAGAGAUCAUUGAACUCCUGAUUUUGUCAGGAGCUCGUGUAAAUGCCAAGGACAACAUGUGGCUGACCCCACUGCACCGGGCUGUUGCAUCAAGAAGUGAAGAGGCAGUGCAAGUAUUGAUUAAACACUCGGCCGAUGUGAAUGCAAGGGACAAGAAUUGGCAGACCCCCCUCCAUGUGGCAGCAGCCAAUAAGGCCGUCAAGUGUGCAGAAGUGAUCAUUCCGCUACUGAGCAGUGUCAACGUCUCUGACAGAGGCGGGCGCACAGCCUUGCACCACGCCGCUCUGAAUGGACACAUGGAGAUGGUCAAUUUACUCUUGGCCAAAGGGGCAAACAUCAAUGCAUUCGACAAGAAGGACCGACGAGCUCUCCACUGGGCAGCAUACAUGGGCCACCUGGACGUUGUGGCGCUGCUCAUUAACCAUGGUGCAGAAGUUACCUGCAAGGAUAAGAAGGGCUACACCCCGCUGCACGCUGCAGCCUCCAAUGGGCAGAUCAGUGUUGUCAAACAUCUCCUGAACCUGGGGGUGGAGAUUGAUGAAAUCAAUGUCUAUGGAAACACAGCACUUCACAUUGCCUGCUACAAUGGCCAGGAUGCUGUCGUUAAUGAGCUGAUCGACUAUGGUGCUAACGUGAAUCAGCCCAACAACAGUGGUUUCACCCCUCUGCACUUUGCAGCAGCGUCCACUCACGGUGCUCUGUGUCUGGAGUUGUUAGUGAACAAUGGGGCCGAUGUGAACAUUCAGAGUAAGGAUGGCAAAAGUCCUCUGCACAUGACAGCUGUCCAUGGGCGGUUCACGCGGUCACAAACGCUCAUCCAGAACGGAGGUGAGAUCGACUGUGUGGAUAAGGAUGGAAACACACCUCUCCAUGUGGCUGCAAGAUAUGGCCACGAGCUUCUGAUUAACACCUUAAUCACCAGCGGAGCCGACACAGCCAAGUGUGGGAUCCAUAGCAUGUUCCCCCUACAUUUAGCUGCCCUAAAUGCUCACUCUGACUGCUGCCGGAAGUUGUUAUCAUCUGGACAAAAGUAUAGCAUAGUGUCCUUGUUUAGUAAUGAGCACGUGCUGUCUGCAGGCUUUGAAAUAGACACCCCAGAUACGUUUGGAAGAACGUGCCUCCACGCCGCUGCUGCAGGAGGCAAUGUAGAAUGCAUAAAGCUCUUGCAGAGCAGCGGAGCAGAUUUUCACAAAAAGGACAAAUGUGGGAGAACCCCAUUGCACUAUGCAGCUGCAAAUUGUCAUUUCCACUGUAUUAAAGCAUUAGUGACCACCGGAGCCAAUGUUAAUGAAACAGACGACUGGGGACGGACAGCUCUGCACUAUGCCGCUGCGUCAGACGUGGAUAGAAAUAAGAUGAUCUUAGGAAAUGCCCAUGACAAUUCUGAAGAACUUGAAAGAGCCAGGGAAGUGAAGGAGAAAGACGCUGCACUAUGUCUAGAAUUUCUGCUUCAAAAUGAUGCAAACCCAUCCAUCCGGGACAAGGAAGGAUACAAUAGCAUCCACUAUGCUGCUGCCUAUGGCCACAGACAGUGUCUGGAACUGCUUUUGGAAAGAACCAACACUGGUUUUGAAGAAUCAGAUGGCGGUGCUCUCAAGAGUCCACUCCACUUAGCAGCCUACAAUGGGCACCACCAAGCCUUGGAGGUCCUUCUCCAGUCCCUAGUGGACCUGGACAUCAGGGACGAGAAAGGCCGGACAGCUUUAUACCUAGCUGCUUUCAAGGGACACACAGAAUGCGUGGAGGCACUUGUUAACCAGGGCGCAUCCAUCUUUGUAAAAGACAAUGUCACCAAAAGAACUCCACUUCAUGCCUCAGUUAUUAAUGGUCAUACACUGUGUUUGAGGCUGCUGCUUGAAACAGCCGACAACCCGGAAGUGGUUGAUGUGAAAGAUGCCAAGGGACAAACCCCGCUGAUGCUUGCAGUAGCAUAUGGACACAUUGAUGCCGUUUCAUUGUUACUUGAAAAGGAAGCAAACGUAGAUGCAGUUGACAUAGUGGGAUGCACGGCUUUACAUAGAGGGAUUAUGACAGGACAUGAGGAAUGUGUGCAAAUGCUGCUGGAACAAGAAGCAUCAAUCCUCUGUAAAGAUUCCAGGGGAAGGACGCCCUUGCACUAUGCGGCUGCCCGGGGCCAUGCCACGUGGCUGAAUGAGUUGCUCCAGAUUGUGCUUUCUGAAGAGGACUGCUGUCUCAAAGACAACCAGGGAUACACGCCACUGCACUGGGCGUGUUACAAUGGUAAUGAAAACUGCAUAGAGGUACUUUUGGAGCAAAAAUGUUUUCGAAAAUUUAUUGGUAAUCCCUUCACUCCACUGCACUGUGCAAUAAUAAACGGUCAUGAGAGCUGUGCAUCAUUGCUCCUGGGGGCCAUAGACCCCAGCAUUGUCAGCUGCAGGGAUGACAAAGGCAGGACAACCCUCCACGCGGCGGCCUUCGGAGAUCAUUCUGAGUGCUUGCAGCUGCUUCUGAGACAUGAUGCUCAAGUGAAUGCCGUAGAUAAUUCAGGGAAAACAGCGCUGAUGAUGGCCGCUGAGAACGGGCAGGCAGGUGCUGUGGAUAUUUUGGUGAACAGUGCCCAGGCUGACCUGGCUGUGAAGGAUAAGGACUUGAAUACUCCCUUACACCUGGCUAUCAGUAAAGGCCAUGAGAAAUGUGCCUUGUUAAUACUUGACAAGAUACAAGACGAGAGCCUUAUCAAUGCGAAGAACAGUGCGCUGCAGACACCCCUCCAUGUCGCUGCACGCAAUGGCUUGAAGGUGGUAGUUGAGGAGUUGCUGGCCAAAGGAGCCUGCGUACUUGCUGUAGAUGAAAAUGGUCAUACCCCGGCCCUGGCUUGUGCUCCUAACAAAGACGUGGCUGACUGCCUGGCCCUCAUUCUGGCUACCAUGAUGACUUUUUCUCCUUCCAGUACAAUGACGGCUGUCAACUUCGUUUGUUUUAGAAAAGACAAUUUGAGCAGAAUGACCCACUCCAAUCUGGGUAGUAGGGUUAGUCUUUGCAGUAACAAUGUGGGCUCUGAGGAUGGGUACAAUGAAAAUGACUCUGAUUCGGAAACAUUCUAACUUUGGACUAUAGCGGUGUUUCCCCCCCAAUACCUGUGUUUCAGGAAGGGAUGGAGGCUUGAAUUCCAGGUUAUAUUGUAUUCAGACAUUUGAGGCCAAGCUUCCAGAAGCCAGCAGAAAAGGAGGCAGUCUAACCGAAAGAGGGCAACUAGGCGGUAGGCUGAAACACACGCAGAUGGCCUGGGUUUUGUUUUGCUUCGUGUUCUCUUUAGGUCUAAGGUACUUCUGUGAAAGUCUACCUCUCAUUUUAAGUAAGGACAAAAAAAUAAGUAUUCUUCAUCUUUGGGGAUAAUGCUACAGAGAGACAAAUAUUCAGUCUAAUGAGUUAUUUUUUUCCCACGUCCUCACCAAUGAGUUCUGUGAGGUGGGUCAAGGUAACAUUCAUGUCCCCUGGGAGGGGCAUGAAGAGGAGAUGGGAAAUGCUUGGAUGCUCUUCUCACUCUGAUGUUUACUUCUUCACUAGAAGUCAAAGGUCAAGGUUCAUCUUUAGACAUAAUUGUCCUCUUAAGGGUGUCUACCCUGCCUCCUCCGUAGGAAGCGUGUAAAUGCCUAGAAUGUCUUCCUAGGAUCUCAGUUAAAGCUGCGAGAUGAACGUGAGCAUUGUUCAUGCUCUUUUGUUAAACACAAACAAAAUAGCGCCCGAAGAAAUGUGUGAGUCUGUUUUCAAUGGAGUAAUGGAUCCCAAAUUUAUCCAAUAACAUUUCAGGUGAAAUUAUAUUGUGCCAAAACUUGAAACAAUAUGCAAGUCAAAUAAGAAGUUACCAUUCAUUUGAAUUUGCUCUAAGAUGAAAAUACUAACUUUGUAAGGGCAUCAGAAUGGCUGGUACUGUCCUUCAAUAGUAGGGUAGCAAAUUAGCUGCUCAGCCGAGGUCAUGCCACAAGUGACAGUGUGCCUGAAAAGGAGCCAAGGAAAUGACGGCAGGAAGCAGAAAUGGUUGGUGUGGAAGUGCAAGCCAAUUGCCAGUUGUUUGGUAAUGAAAUCAGCAUUGUGAAUACUGUGUCUGCUCCCUCUGCCAAAGCUUCUAGGUUGAAUGGACCCCGUUCUCCACCUGGAAUGGCUGUACGAAAAGAAGAAUGAGACUUUAAGAAUUAUGCACAUACACAUGCACACAUGUGUGUAUAUUUAUGUAUGUACUUCAUCAACCAGCUCUCCAUGAGGACCAAAAUGCUUCUGCCUAAACUGGGAUAUUUUAAACGUUUUUCUUUCUACAUGCAAGUGAGAACUGUAGUAACUUUUCUAUGGGGUUAAAAUGUAAUCUUUUUUGCAUACCAGUCUUUAUUGUAUUUUAUAUUUCUAAUGAUGCAGAUUUCUAGUUGAUGGCUUGACAAUUUGUAACUGAUGAUGUGUUGACCAUAGGUUUUUGUUUUUAAACUAGAGAAUAUGUCUGUAUACUUUGAUGUAAAUGUGUUUAUAUUUAUUUGAAAUGAAAGAGAUGCCAAGAAAUACCCUUAGGUAUUGCUCUCUGUCUUCGUCUCUGUCUCUCUCUCUUACCUCUCUCUGUGUCUCUCAUCUCUCAUAUCUCUCUGUCUCUGUCUCUGUCUCUGUCUCUCUCUGUCUCAUUGUCCCUCUCUCUCUCUCUAUCUCUCUGUUAUGUACCUUAUUUAGAAUAACGAAGUACAUGGGAAAAUACCCUUGCCUCUGGGCUAACCAUUAGCUCUGGGGUUAAACGCAGCAUUUCCCAUGACUACCAGCUGACCCUUGGGUUUGUCCAUUGCUUGACCCCAUUCUAUAGCCAAUCAGAGCCUUUCUGUGUGAUGAAAACUGAUGUAGCAGAUCAUAUACACAAAGGUAGCCCAAAGAAAGACCCAGAGACUACAGAAACCACACCAAAAAUGACACACAGUCCUGACACUUAACAGGAAAUGAUGCCAAGUAUGGGCACUAUGCCAAGAAAGGGAAUUAAAAAGCAAACACGAGUGAGCCGGAGUGCUCUAUUCCGCUAGCUGAAGACUCAGGGGAGACGUCUGCAGCUGCAGGGCAUGCGUUUGCAAUGUUUUACUGUAGGCUUUCUCUUCUCCUUUGACGUUUAUAUUUUAUAGCAUUUUGAGAGUUUUAAAAAUAAUCCUAUCAUAUCUGGACCAGACUCAGAUAAUGUGUCCUAUCAUUUUCAUCAAGCUAUAAGAGACUUUGCCCUUACUAUUUUGAUAUCCUGGAUUUAAUUAAAACUCUUGUUGGUUCUUCACAAAUGAAAACUUGUUUGGUAGUUUUAUAAAAUUGAAACUGAUGUCAUCGAAAAAAUUUUAUACCAGCAACAUUUUGGGUUUUUUUUGCAUUUUUGGUGUAAUCUAUCCUUCCCUCUGGUCCUUUCGUUUAGAGCAGGUACAUUUGAAACAAGUAGACAGACCUACUAAGGAGCAGCAAUGACCUUAUCUUUAGGGAAUCCUGAGGAUUGAGUGAGUGCUCACAUUGAAGUGUGAUGUGCUGUCCUGUCUUUUUCUAGAAGUGAGUAGUGGAAGUCUUACUGGGUUGGCAUUUAAAGCAGGAAAUAAAAUGCCUGUAUUACUAGUGAUGCAGCCCAUGUGGAAGGGGGUCACUUCCACAAAGCAGUGACCUAGCAGGAGACACUGUGUCCACGGAGCUAUGCUGGCCUUCCCUGGCUCAUUCUGAUAGAGGAUGUGUACAAACACAAGGAAAUUAAGCUUACAAAGAGCCAUUCUUCUGAGUUGCUCUGUCUGUCUGUCUCCCCAUCUCCCCUUCUCUUGCUCUGUUUCCUCCCCCUGCCCAACAAGACCAAAAUUUUUUUAAAAGAAAUAACUUUUGAAAACUGAAAAUUCUAUGUAUCUAGUUAUCUCAUAAAUGUUUGCAGCAUUGCUUUCUGAGGGGAAAAUGUUUUUAGUAGUCUUAGUUGCUCAGUGCUUUUACCUAAAUGCAUUGUUUUCAGAUUGUAUGUCAACCACAGCCACAAGGACCAUGUUUGAUCGCCCCUCCCUAGUCCCUGGUGUCUGCCCAUCUUUGGUAAAUUCAUUACUUUCUCCAAAUUGCCUAAAGUCCUAGUAAACAAUAGCUCAGGGGAUUUCUAUCCAUCACUACUAACAGGGCACCGUGGUAGGUCUUGGUACUUUGGGCAGCAAGCAGCCGCUUGACUUGUCAUUGCUUUGGGACAAGAGCACCAGGUGGAUUUGCUGCACUAGUUCCGCUUCACACUAUUCAGCAGCUUGGGUUGUGCAUCCGUUGCACUUGUUGAUGAACUUAUCCCUUUGUGGUCUUGUAACCUGACGUUAGAGUGCCUUUUUAUAUUUGUAUAUCCUGGAAAUGCUCUGUGAAACAUUUUGUAUUUUUUCAUUUGUGUGUUAUUGGAGCAAUAUGAUCCUAGUGAGUUUCCCUUUCUUUGAAUGUACCAAGUGUCUCCUUUCCUAGUCCUCUCCUCCUUUGCUUUGAAAUGAAAAUGCUUGCGUUUUCUAGAGGAAUUAUGUUUGACUUUGCAGUACUAAAAUGCUUUCUUCUUACAGAACUGUAAACCAUAGGUCAGUAUUAUAGGGGAACAGCGUUUUAAGAUAGUGACAAUCUGAGCGUGUUUGUAGAAUGUCAUUCCGUGUGUUUCCUACAUGGUGAUCUGAAGACUCAAUGCAAGUACCCUUUGUUCAGUAGCUUUGUCUACAGACGAUGCUUCAGCAUGUGCAAUAUAUCCUUGCAAAGCACGGUGAUACACAUCUUGUGCCAGUGUUACAUUUUGUAAAACAUAUGUGUAACAGCAUAAACUAUUAUGUGAUGAUUUCAGUGGGAGUUUUGUCUGUACUUUUAAGAUGUAGACAUUGGAGUUGAAUGACUUUGAUAAAUGUUCUGAGUGUAAAAAUGAGGAAAAAUGGCUUUCGGUUCAGUGAAGGACUUUGGACCGGUAUGAAUCGUCGCAAGCACAGGUUAAUACUUUCCCAACUACUGAAUGCUCAAUAAUGCAAUGGAGUACUUACCUGUAACUUACAAUGAACGUGCAUUCAGAUGGUUAUUUUUUACAAAUA